UUCCCUCUGAGCGUGCCCAGCCUCGACUGCCCGGCGGAUCACCUUCCGCUCCAACAAGGCCAGUUCCUCCUCGCCAUGACUCAUGCCUAUUGUGCCAGGCAGGGCGCACUCUGCCCCGCAGCUUUACAGGUGGUGUCGGUUUGGUGAGACGUUCCCGCCAGGCUAGGCAGUGGAGCGCCGCACAGCGCUCCUUCCAGCCUCCCAACUGCCUGCCGGGCAGUUCCGACCCAGCGCCGACAGGCCUGCUCGGUCGAUCUUCGAUCCAAAGAUGCGGCAGGGCUGGAAGAUGGCUCUGUCCGGGGGGCUGCGGUGCUGUCGCCGAGUACUUUCCUGGGUGCCAGUGCUCGUUAUCGUCCUCGUUGUGCUUUGGUCCUACUAUGCCUACGUCUUUGAACUCUGCCUGGUGACUGUUUUGAGCCCAGCAGAAAAAGUUAUCUACCUCAUAUUCUACCAUGCCAUCUUUGUGUUCUUUACCUGGACAUACUGGAAAUCUAUAUUUACACUCCCACAACAGCCAAAUCAAAAGUUCCACUUGUCCUAUUCAGACAAGGAACGCUAUGAAAAUGAAGAGAGACCUGAGGUCCAGAAGCAGAUGCUCAUCGAUAUGGCCAAAAAGCUACCAGUUUACACAAGAACUGGGAGUGGAGCUGUUAGAUUCUGUGACCGGUGCCAUUUGAUCAAGCCUGAUCGCUGCCACCACUGCUCUGUCUGUGCCAUGUGUGUAUUAAAAAUGGACCAUCACUGCCCUUGGGUUAAUAAUUGCAUUGGAUUUUCCAACUACAAAUUCUUUCUUCAGUUCUUAGCUUAUUCUGUUCUCUACUGCCUGUACAUUGCUACAACAGUCUUCAACUAUUUCAUCAAAUACUGGAGAGGGGAAUUGCCCAGUGUUCGCUCAAAGUUCCAUGUUCUUUUCCUCCUCUUUGUGGCCUGCAUGUUUUUUGUCAGCCUUGUGAUUCUCUUUGGUUACCAUUGUUGGCUCGUCAGCAGAAACAAAACCACCUUAGAGGCCUUCUGUACUCCAGUGUUUACAAGUGGCCCAGAGAAAAAUGGGUUCAACCUUGGCUUCAUCAAAAAUAUCCAGCAGGUGUUUGGAGAUAACAAGAAGUUCUGGUUAAUACCUAUUGGGUCCAGCCCUGGUGAUGGACACUCCUUCCCUAUGAGGUCUAUGAAUGAGUCACAAAACCCACUGCUAGCAAAUGAAGAGCCCUGGGAAGACAACGAGGAUGAAAACCGAGAUUAUCCAGAAGCUUCAUCAUCUCUCACUGUGGAAACAGAAACAUAGCAGUUUACACAUUUCCUGCAUCUCUCAGGACCCUCCAUCUCCCAUGAGGCUUACAGAGUUCAAUGUUGGGAACCAUUUUAAUCUUCAAAAUAAGUCACCAUGGUGGAUUGAAAGCUUCACAAUUUAAAAGCAUUCCAUUGAAUACUUGCUGUGCAGAUAGAUGUUUCAGGACUUUACAAGUUAUUUAAUUUACUAACUGAACUCAUCAAUCUGGUAGCAAGUAAUUCAAGCCAGUCUUCCUCUCUUUCUUCAUUUUACCUCCUCAAUCUGUAAAAACCUAAAUGUAACAUAUAUACCUUUCCAGGGGCUCUUUUUAUUCCUCUUCUCAGGAAAAGAGGAAUUCAAAAAACUUCCAUGGAGUCUCUAACUCCCCUAGAAAGAUUGUUAAUUAUAUGUAUAGGGUGUUUGUGGUAUUAAGGGAAAUCAGACUGCUGCUUGUGUGCCUGUGCAUUUAUAAGCAUGCAUAUGUGCAGCAUAUUUACACAAAAUUCUGCUGUGGUGUUGUGAAAAUCAAGGUUAAAAAAAAAAUCCAAGGUUUUUAUUCAAUCCUGCUUUUUUCCCUAAAUAGCAAUUUAAAUAUUUGCUGGGCUGUCAACACCAUCCCUAUAUAAGAUAUGUAAAAGUCAAGAAGCAUAAUCAACACACCAUAAUCAAGGUCCUCAAAUUGGAAAUUGAACAACAAUGCAAAGCCUGUUCUCUGUCAUAAAUGUGUGAUGUUCCUGAAAGCACCUCAACUAAUAGAGAAGAUCAGAUCAGAUUUCCACUUUAUUAAACAUAAGUAUUGGUGUUUUAAAGACUUUUAAUGUCAGGCUGUAGUAAAAUUCUCCACUUUUAUUAUUUUCUCUGCUACCUAGCUUUAUUUUUGCCUAUAUUAAUUGUUCUUAUGAUCAUAGAAAAACUAUAGCCCUAAGUUAUGCACCAUAGACUUUGUUAAGGAGCUUAAGGUUAAUUUUCAGGUUUAAUUACAAUACUGUUCAUAUGGUAAAGUUUCAAAGUUGAAAUUGGCCUAAGGAUUAGCACUCAAGCUAUGUUUUCACAGCAGGGUUUAGUGUAUAGAUAAUGAUAACCUAAUAGUAAUAUGCCAAUACUUUUUUUCUUUUUUUUUUUUUAGCUUCAGUGGUAGUUCAUCCAUUAAGACAGUUUACAUUCAUUUCCCCAUUUAUUUAUAAUCAGCCUUUCUUUUAGUCCUAGUGCCUGAAUCAAUGAGUAUGAACACUAAUGCUGAGUCUUUAUAAUAAUAAUACCUAAGAGCAUUGAUGGUUUUCAUUUCUCAGCCAGUGUCCUAGUGCCCAGCUGCCAGCAAUAGAAGUCCCAACUCUUACAGAAAUUAGUGAGAGUUAGAGGCAUCUUACAGAUAUCAAGGAGUUGAACUCCUAGAAGGACAUUAGGUUUACUAAGUAAUCCCCCCUAAAACCUUUUUGAGUAAAAGAAAAUUUGCCUACCACAAACUAUUUGGUGUUCAGGUUCCAGUGGAGCUGAGAAAGCAAUUCAGCUACUUAAAUAAAAAACUUGUUUAUUUAUUUGGAUCCUCUAGGUGAUUUGGGGCCAGGUAAGACUUUUAGCAUAAAUUAAAUGGAUUGUGCCAGCAUUUCAUUUGAGAAAAUAACUAGACAUGACAAAAUCUAUUAGGGCCAGGGACUGUUUCUCAAAUUAAGAUGCUAAGAAGCAACAUAGAAGACUAUACACACCAGGUUUCACAAAUGAAAUCGUGUAUGUUCAGUUGGGAAGAUUUUUCCCCUUCCUCCCUCUCUCUCCAAAACACUCUCUUGUUUAGGUUUUUCUUGAAAGCUUAUUUAGGCAUUCACAUGGUCUUAUGAUGGACAAACCUUGCCUUUUAUUCAUAUAGUAAAGUAUCUUUCUCUAAAAAAUAGGACCAUUACUUAACUCCACAGCCAGUGGGCCUCAAAGAAAUCUUUCCCUUUCUCAUCUAUCAUUUUCUGCCAAGGGUUUAGGCAGGUUAGCUUCUAACUAUGAUUCAAAGUCAGGAAGGGAUCAAUAAAUUCUUUGAUGCAUAGAGUGUAUCAGCACUUGGCACUGAUCUAAAUCAGGUUAUAAAAGACAGUGUCAGAAAACUACAGGGAAGCACUGGAAGGAUAAAGCUCAGGAGAGCUAUAAUGCAAAGCUGAUUGUUUAAUGUCUUACAGACUCACACCAUCUUCAAAAGGCCAAAUAAAUCAGAGUUUUAAGUGGGGGCUUGGAGAAUAAACCCUAUUCCUAUCUCAGCACCUUUAUUCCACUAGUUUAUGGACUCUGAUAAUACCCCUAUCCAUACAUAAUUCAGUACUGACUACUGUACAUAAGCAUCCUGCCCCAGUUGAUUGACUAUUGAUUGACAGAGAGGGUCAUUUAAUAAUUAGUGUAUCCUGAUCUGGCUCCAUUGCCUGUUUUCCUCGGAGCCCUGUCAAAUAACCUCUGUGGGAUCUCAUUCCCCAAUUUUUGGUACCCAUAUUCCCCUUUUGCAAAAUAAAACACUCAUUGUUAGGAUCCUACAACUGAAAGGUGCUAUGUAACUCCCUAGUGCUCUUAUAAGUCUUUCAUUGAAGGACUGGAAUGAAAACUUGAACCAUAACAGUAUUUCUAAGCAAACCAGCGUGCUCCAUUCUUUCUUCCAUGCUCUCAUUGCUGACUUGUUCUUGCAGAGUUUAGAUUACUUUAUUUAAGUUAUUCAGUUCAUUCCAACAAUGUCCUUAGAACAGAAAUCAUUUUCCCCAUGGUACAUCUGGAAAAAUUGAGGCCAAAAAAAAAAAAAAAUGAGGUGGCUUCCAAAAGCACAUAGCUGUCUGGAGCAGACCUCAGUUAUCAUGUCCAGUGCACUAUUAGACUGACUUGGCUUCCCAGUACUGGAAAUACUGGGGAACAACUUAGAACACUGAGAUUAAUUCGGGCAGGAUCACAUUUCAGAAAAGCUCCACUUCGUCCAAAAUCUAAAAGUAUGCAAUUAAACAACUCUUAUUUUCUAUGUGAUAUAAAUGUAACAUGUGUCUCUUUCCCACACUGGUCCCAUGUAACACGUAUAUUUCACACUGUGUGACAUCAGCCAGUGCCAUUAUCUCCUCUAGUACCCAUAGAGCCCAAUCUCAGGGCUGUCUUUGCCAGGGAAAAGAAUGUGCUUCCCCAUGUUUAUGCCAAAUUGCACAAAGUGUUGUCAUUGAGGUUAAUGGAGAUUAAGCACAAUCCCAAGCAGGUAUGUUUUAAGAAUAUUGAAUGUACAUUAUUGUGACAUGCACCUGAAAUUUAACAUGGCCCCAAUUCAUAGGAUGUAACAGUCAUGCAAAGCCUAUCCCUUUUACUUCUCAUCACACGUAUAUACCUACAUACAUGUGUGCAUACACAUAUGUACACUACACACUGCCCCCAAAGUAGGCUGCUUGGACAUCAGGAGCAAAUACUUUAAAGGAAUAAUUCUUUGUCCUCUUCUUUUGGAAAAAGUCCAACACUCACUGCAAGUGAAGAACACUCCAUUUAUUCAUUCUAAAACCUCUACUCCCAGAGUAGCUAUGGUACUCAGUUGGUGCAAAAGACAAGAUUGUUAAACCCUUUCACAAGUCCUGUGUUCUUAGAAAAUUUAUGCAUUCCAUCCAAUCAGUAGGAAAUGGCUUAUGAGGUAUGGUACAUCUGCAUUUCUUUAACUUUAGCUGUAAGGUACCAUAUUAAGUUGUAGUCUUUUGAAUGCAGGGGUUAUGUAAUAUAAUAAUGAACAGGUGGCUCCUAAUAGCAUGCAACCAACAGCUGUUUGUUUCCCCAGAAGGGCUAGGGCUGUGUCCUGCACAGUGUUUAAAACUAUUAAAUUUGUUCUUUGUAGCAGGCUGGUAUGUGGUCAUUAGCAGAAUGAGUUAAAAUGGACAAUGAAUGCAGUAUAUCAGGAAACAGAUUUUUAGUAGGGCAUGGCAUUGAAGGUGGGAAAAAAAAACCAAUAAGGUAAGACACAUUCAAGGAAUAAUUGCUGUCACCCUGCUGGCUAAAUCAGCAAAGAGACACAGCAGGAAAGCUGGUACUUAGUCUUGGUAAUAUAUGAAAUGUAUUGGAGAGCCAGAAAAAGAAAGGUACUGGGGCCCUCAGCAGUUAAGCUGAACUUGCCAAUUUGCUAUAAAUCUUUUUUUCCCACCAAUCUGCUCGAAGUUAUUGUAUAUGGUAUUCUUAAAAUCAUGUGUCUUGCUACAGAAACACCCACAAAUACUAAUAAGCUUUAUCUUCCUAUGUCCUUUAUUAAAAGUAUAUGCAUAAAA
Molecule: messenger RNA, 5508 nt
Organism: Leptonychotes weddellii (Weddell seal)
Lineage: Eukaryota; Metazoa; Chordata; Mammalia; Carnivora; Phocidae
Source: RefSeq, a predicted model, not a curated record